CCAUGUCCUCGUCCGCCACCAUCGUCCACGACACGUCGGAGGCGGUGGCGCUGUGCCCGGCGCUGGGCCUCUACCUGAAGCCCAUCACCAAGAUGACGAUCUCGGUGGCGCUGCCGCCGCUGCGCCCGCCCGGCAAGUCCAUCUCCAACUGGGAGGUGAUGGAGCGGCUGAAGGCCAUGGUGCAGGCGGCGCACGCCGCGCCCUCCUGCGCCCUGCGCAUCGCCAAGAGCACGCUGGACUUCGUGCGCUUCGAGGGCGAGGUGGAGAACCGGGCGCUGGCGCGCGCCUGCCUGGCCUGCCUGGACGGCAAGACCAUCAAGCUCAGCGGCUUCGCCGACGCCCUGCGCGUCCGCGCCGCCGAGUUCCGCCUCGACUUCCCCUCCCGCCACGACUGGGACGCCUUCUUCCGCGACGCCGACGGCAUGGACGAGGCCCGGCCGGCGAGCGCCCCCGACACCAUCCACCUCGAGGGGCUGCCGUGCCGCUGGUUCGCCCCGCGGGGGGCGGCGAACGCCAACACCGCCGCCAACGCCGCCGCCACCGGAAGCCAGAACGCCGCAGGAUCCGGCGAAACAGUCGGCGGUCGGCCGGUCAGAACGGUCGGCGUCGGCGGGUCGGCCGGGUCCGACGGUCGGGUCGGAGGCGGGGCCGGGGGCGGGGCCGGGGCCGGGUCGUGCCCCGGGGAGCGUCCCAGCGAGGCGCUGCUGCGGCAGGCGUUCGGCGCGUUCGGCGAGAUCCGGCGGGUGGACAUCCCCAUGCUGGACCCGUACCGCGAGGAGACGGCGGGGCGCGGCUUCCACACGUUCGGCCUCGGCGGCCACCUGCACUUCGAGGCCUACGUGCAGUACCGCGAGUACGCCGGCUUCGCCCGCGCCAUGGCCGCCCUGCGCGGCAUGAAGCUCAUGUUCAAGGGCGAGGACGGCAAGGCCGUGGCCUGCAACAUCGUGACCUUCGACUCCACGAAGCACCUGAGCGACGCGUCGAUCCGGCGGCGGCAGCUGGAGCGGCAGAAGCUGCAGGAGCUGGAGCUGCAGCGCCAGGAGCAGAAGCGGCGCGAGCGCGAGGCGGAGGAGCGGCGGCGGGCGGAGGAGCGGAAGCAGCGGGAGCUGGAGGAGCAGGAGCGCGCCCGCCGGCGCGAGGAGAAGCUGCGGCGCCGGGAGCAGCGCCAGCGUGAGCGCGCGUCCCGCCGCAGCCGGCGCCGGGCGGAGCGGGCGGCGCAGGAGGAGCAGCGGCGGCUGCGGGCGCGGGUGCGGGUGGAGGAGCGGCGCCUGCUGCUGGCCCAGCGCACGCUGCAGGCCAUCCGGCUGGUGGCCGCGCUGCUGGGCCGCGCCAAGGCGGCCCGGCUGCGGCAGCGGCAGGAGGAGCGCCGCCGGCUGCAGGAGGCGGAGCUGCGGCGCGUGGAGCGCGAGAAGGAGCGGGCGCUGGGGCUGCAGCGGCGCGAGCGGGAACUGAGGCAGCGGCUGCUCGCCCUGCUGCUGGGCCGCGGCGGGGGCGGGGCCGGGGCCGGGGGCGGGGCCGGCGGAGGCCACGCCCACCCCACAGGCCACGCCCCCAACCCCGGCCCCGGCCACGCCCCCGGCGACCCCGCGGCCCCGCCCACCCCGGCCGCCGCCGCCGCCGCCGCCACGGACGCCCUGCUGCGCCCCGUGCUCGACAUCCUGCACCGCGUCACCCGGGCCGGCCGCGCCCCGACCCCGACCCCGACCCCGGCGGUGACCCCGGACGGCGACCCCGCGGACGGGUUCGAGGACACCGGGGCCGACGACGGCGACCGGGACGGCGAUCGGGAGGCCCCACCGCCGCCGCCGCCGCCCCGGCGCCGCCUUCGCGAGAAGGAGCGCGGGCGCGAGGGCCGGCGCAGCCGCCACGGCCGGCGCCGGGGCGGGGACGAGCGGGCCGACCCCUCGCGCUCGCGGUCGCGCUCCCCCCGCCACCGCGGCGGCGCCUGGAGCCGUUGA
Peromyscus eremicus (cactus mouse) is the source of this 1958-nucleotide messenger RNA. RefSeq names its product A-kinase anchor protein 17A-like. Gene Ontology annotation, cellular component: nuclear speck; cytosol. NCBI's taxonomy places the organism in Eukaryota, Metazoa, Chordata, Mammalia, Rodentia, Cricetidae. Gene Ontology annotation, molecular function: protein kinase A binding; RNA binding. Gene Ontology annotation, biological process: regulation of RNA splicing. The record is from RefSeq and is a predicted model, not a curated record.